Molecule: messenger RNA, 1558 nt
Organism: Acanthochromis polyacanthus (spiny chromis)
Lineage: Eukaryota; Metazoa; Chordata; Actinopteri; Pomacentridae
Gene: tmem82
Product: transmembrane protein 82
Exons: 5
Coding region: 235-1299 (354 amino acids)
Source: RefSeq, a predicted model, not a curated record
GACAUGUGUUUAAUAGAUAGAACACAGAACAGGCUUCUGGACGAGCAAAGCUCAGCGCUGAAGCAACAGAAACAAACAUAGGAGCCGAGCAGAUACUCCACAUAAGUGGAACCCGAUCAAAGAACCUCAAAAUAUGGAUCUUCAGCGUGGCUUAAAUUAGCUGCACCUCCAUGCAGUUUUGUAGACCUGCGAUAUUGAUAUUGAGUUGUAUUUUCGUACUUUAAAAGCAGAACUAUGCUUUCCUUUAUCACAUCAUUUCUUCCGACGUCCUACUUCAUACCUGAAUGGCUGACUCUAGAUAUAAAUCCACUGGAUGGUUUACUCCAAGGACUGGUGGGUGCAUGUGGGAUCUCUGUGCUGUGUUCCCUGUUGAGAGUGCAUUUAUUGUUAGAGGAGAGCUGGAGUGAAAAACAACAUGAUAAAGAUACAUCAAGUGAGAGGAAAACCAGUCAUCAAAUGAGGUCUAAAACUGGACUUGCUGACAUGCUCCAUUUCUUCUUUGUGACUGGGAUACUGGCCAUAGUGGGCUCUCGUGUGGCCUCAUUGGUGGUACUGGAAUUUUCUCUUCGAGCUGUCUCUGGAUCAGUCACAGCUGGACCAGAGUCCAAGAAAUUUUUGCAGCAGCUGUUGGUUCAAAGCCAGUUCUCCCUGGGAUGUGCACUAACCUGCAGUUUGUGCUUCCUCCACGAGGGGUCAUCUCAGCGCUGGCUUUGCCUGCUCCUAGCAGCGGCACUCAGCUGGUUCCUGGCUAGGCAGGCCACAAGCCUGCUGCACCAUGUCAUGGCUCUAUAUAAACUCCACAGCUCACAGCGCUACUGCGGCAUUUGCAUCAGCCUCCUGACAUCAGGCAGCUCUGUGCUGCCCAUGCUGUGCAGGGCUAUGAUCAUUACAUUCUCUGUGGCUGGGCUGGCCGCUGUAUCAAUCAUCAACCGACAUUUCCUCUCUGCAACAGAAGCCCUUAGGUUUUGGACACCACUGACUAUCUGCUACACACUGUUGGUGGUUUACAUGCAGGAGGAGCAGCACCGUCUGCCUAGCAGCCAGGCUGUCCUUAAUGCAGUGAUGGUGCGUCUCGGAGGUUUGAUGGUCCUGAUGCUGACUGUUGGGCGCUGGGCUGACGUGCUCCACAUCCUAAUGUGUUUCCUGGGUGAGGCCAGCUGUCUAAUCCCUGCUAAGGAUCUGCUGGAUGCAGCAGCCUCACAGGUCAGUGAGUCUCCCUGGAAGCAGCACACAGGGCCGAAAGCACUUUCUGUCCAUCGAGACCCAAAAACUGGGGCAGAAUAUCAAUGUGUUCAUUAGACUGGGUCCCAAGAUGAGACUGAACUUCUCAAACUUGUAUCCCAGGUGGAGAAGGUUUAAGACCCCCUAGACAGAUUCAGGUCAAAGUAAUCUCUGACUCAGAAUACUGAGCCUACUUUUGCUUUCACUGAGUUAGCCUAUAUAAAAAGUUGGGGGUUUCAAAUGAAGUACAUUCAGCUGAUGCAGAGCAAAUAAAAACGUUGCAAUUCAUGCAUUUAUUUUGACUUUAGAAAGCCGGCUGAUCUAUUGUGUCAAUAAA